CACGGCGGCAGCUUCCGAGAGCGUCCGGGCGCGGGCGGACUGGCGCGCAGCCCGACGGCUCUCAGGCGGCCCGGCUGUUGAGCGGCGACUGGAGCCAUGGCGGAGGCGGCGCCUGCUCGGCAUAGACGAAAGCGGCGCUCUGCCCCUUUAACAACUUCGACACCUCCUUCACAAGCAACAGAAAAAAGCUCAUAUUUUCAGACCACAGAGAUCUCACUCUGGACAGUGGUGGCUGCUAUCCAGUCUGUGGAGAAGAAGAUGGAGUCCCAGGCUGCCCGGCUACAGAGCCUAGAGGGACGCACUGGGACAGCAGAAAAGAAGUUGGCAGACUAUGAGAAGACGGCCGUGGAGUUGGGCAACCAGUUGGAGGGCAAGUGGGCCGUGCUGGGGACCCUGCUGCAGGAGUACGGGCUGCUACAGCGGCGGCUGGAGAACGUGGAGAACCUGCUGCGCAACAGGAGCUCCUGGGUCCUGCGGCUGCCCCCUGGCAGCAAGGGGGAGGCCCCUAAGGUGUCCAGGUCACUUGAGAAUGAUGGCGUCUGUUUCUCUGAGCAGGAGUGGGAGAACCUGGAGGACUGGCAGAAGGAGCUCUACAGGAACGUCAUGGAGAGCAACUAUGAAACACUGGUCUCUCUGAAGGUCCUUGGCCAGCCAGAGGGAGAAGCAGACUUGGGUACAGAAAUGCUGGGUGACUUGGAGGAGGAAGGCCCUGAUGCUGCCCACACUGUGGACGGGGCUGUGGUCAAGCAGGAGGUGCUGUACAAGCAGGAGGGCUCUGUGGGCCCCCCUGGCACGUUCUCAGGUGCUACUGAAGAGCAGGCUCUUCUCCGCUCAGAGCAUUUUGAGCUCUGGGAUGGCCAGAGUGGGUCUGUUCUUCUGGAGACAGGCCCUGGGGACUCUAAUCUCGAGGAUCCCAUUGAGGGGAGUACAGACCCUACCAGUGGCAGAAUUCUGGGCUGCUCCACAAAGCAGAAAUCCCACAGGCAGGUCCAGCUGGGUCAGGAAUGUGGGCAGAACCUGAAGCUAAAAAAGGACACUGCCAGUUCCUAUGAAUGUUCUGAGUGUGAGAUCAGUUUCCGCUACAAGCAACAACUGGCCACACAUCUGCAGAGCCACUCAGGGUGGGAGUCUUUCCCCACCACAGAGUCAGAGGAGAGCCUUAGGCCCAGGCCACGGCUGAAGCCACAGGCAAAGAAGGCAAAGCUGCAUCAGUGUGAAGUGUGCCAGAGGAGCUUCAGCUGCAAGGUGAACCUCAUCACCCAUCAGCGCUGCCAUCUUCAGGAGGGGCCUAGUGCUAGCCCACGUGUCCAGGAGAGGUUCUCACCCAACAGCCUGGUUGCCCUGCCUGGCCACAUCCCUUGGAGGAAAAGCCGGAGUUCCCUCAUCUGUGGGUACUGUGGUAAGAGCUUCAGCCACCCAUCUGACCUAGUGCGGCACCAGCGCAUCCACACGGGUGAGCGGCCCUACAGCUGCCCCGAGUGUGAGAAGAGCUUUGUCCAGAAGCAGCACCUCCUACAGCACCAGAAGAUCCACCAGCGGGAGCGGGGUGGACUGACCCUGGACCCCGGAAGGCCCAAUGGCCUUCUUUAAGGGUGCCAACCCCUCACCGUCCGGGGGCGGAGGGGGGUGGCAUUGGUCCCCCCGGAAAAGACACUGUGCGCUAUCAGGGACUAAUUUCUUCCUGAGGGCCCUUGCUUCUGAUUUGCCUUCCCUUGACCAAGUGCCAGACCGAACCCAAAGGCUGCCCUGAAAAUCCUGUGGAAGAGGAGGAAUCUAGGGCCCAGCCUCUCUUAUCAUCUUGACCCUGCCACUGAGAGUGCUGUCUCUUUGGCCCAGUCUAGUCUGGUUCUCCCAUCCAUCUGAUACUUGGGGGCUGGGGUUGGCAUGGUGACCCCACAGGGAUUGGUGGUCAGUUCCAGGGCCAAUCCCAGCAUUGCAAGUCUUCCCAUGGGCUACAGGCAAGCAGGUACAGGAGGAGUUUUGGGAAGAGUGACUCUCCACUUCCUCUUUUUUUUUGUAGUCUCUUUGUUAAUAACAGAGAAGAAAUAAUUUAAAUGAACUGCUUAUCCUGCUCUGAAGAUCCUUUUUUGGAGUUAGAUUCUAGUUAGAUUCUAGUUUAAAAAUUAUAUACAGCCCAACAGUUGGUUUUGUUUUUGUUUUUGUUUUUAAUUUCAGGAGUUGUAGAAGUUGUUCCUAACGUGGGGACUCCGCCUACCCUCUAAGAGGGGAUAGUUUAUGGGGCUGUUUUAGCCUGGCCACACUUAAGGCAGAGAACAAAGGGGACACAGUGCUGGGCUCCCUCUUGUGGGUGUGCUUGACCCUCUUAAAUGGGGCUAAUUGUCUCAGAAGGACCAAGAGGAAAAUUAGCCUCUGAAGCCCCCUGCCGGAUUCCUGUGAAGGAGUGGCCAGUAGGGUUCUGGUCCUGGGAGUGCUGGUGUUUUACCAUACCCCUCUCCCUCUGAGCCCCAACCCUGCUGUGUUUGUGCAGCCUCCCAGUGGAAGACUAGUCUGUUUCUCGAAGUGUUCAGCUUGUGCCAGUGGUUAUUUAGUUUGUACCUAUUACACCAGUCGUUACUUGAGGUUGUUCAAAUUACACUUCUGUCCCAGAGAUUGGCAGAAAGCACACAGAUGCUUGUCUCAGGAGUGUUGACGGAUGACCUGCCCCACUGUUGUUUACAGGGAUGGCAGUGGGCUCCUGGGUCAUAUGUGAAUGUCCCCUUGGAUGGUUUACAGUUGCCUAGAAUAAAAAAAA
Messenger RNA from Urocitellus parryii (Arctic ground squirrel), 2752 nucleotides. It is a transcript of the gene Znf212, whose product is annotated as zinc finger protein 212. Gene Ontology annotation, biological process: regulation of transcription by RNA polymerase II. Gene Ontology annotation, molecular function: RNA polymerase II cis-regulatory region sequence-specific DNA binding; DNA-binding transcription factor activity, RNA polymerase II-specific. The record is from RefSeq and is a predicted model, not a curated record. NCBI's taxonomy places the organism in Eukaryota, Metazoa, Chordata, Mammalia, Rodentia, Sciuridae.